CAAAUCACCCUCCAGCCGUCCUCCGCAAUGUUCGCUCGUUCGACCCUCUUCGUCGCCGCCGCCGCGCUCUUCGCCGUCGCCUCCGCCGACCAGUGCAACACCGGCUCUAUCCAGUGCUGCAACUCCGUCCAGGAGAGUCACUCCGACGUCGUCUCUACGCUCGUGAGCCUUCUCGGCAUCGACCUCAGCGGCGUCACCGGCCAAGUCGGCAUGAACUGCAGCCCCAUCUCCGGCGUCGGCGUGGGUGGCAACAGCUGCAACGCUGCUCCCGUUUGCUGCGAGAACAACAGCUUCAACGGCCUGAUCGCCCUUGGCUGCAUUCCCAUCAACGUUUCGCUUUGA
Messenger RNA from Punctularia strigosozonata HHB-11173 SS5, 342 nucleotides. RefSeq names its product hydrophobin-251. Lineage: Eukaryota; Fungi; Basidiomycota; Agaricomycetes; Corticiales; Punctulariaceae. The annotation marks the transcript as partial. Gene Ontology annotation, molecular function: structural constituent of cell wall. The transcript is spliced from 3 exons. The record is from RefSeq and is a predicted model, not a curated record. Gene Ontology annotation, cellular component: fungal-type cell wall.